Messenger RNA from Phalaenopsis equestris, 3703 nucleotides. Its product is annotated as probable ATP-dependent DNA helicase CHR12. The transcript has 12 exons. Gene Ontology annotation, molecular function: DNA binding; ATP binding; histone binding. Gene Ontology annotation, cellular component: nucleus. Bases 144 to 3479 code for a protein of 1111 amino acids. NCBI's taxonomy places the organism in Eukaryota, Viridiplantae, Streptophyta, Magnoliopsida, Asparagales, Orchidaceae. Gene Ontology annotation, biological process: positive regulation of transcription by RNA polymerase II. The record is from RefSeq and is a predicted model, not a curated record.
GAAAUUUGCUAGGGCUAAGGCAGAGGCGCAACGGGGCAUAAGUUUUGAAAGAUAUAGAGGCGGAGCUUGUGAAUUUCCCGGGAAAGAGAGAUAAGAGGAGACCGUUGUACUUUUUAAACCAGCCCCAAAAUCGGAGUUCGGCCAUGGCUGCUCCUGCUGAGGUGUUUACCCCUGUGGACCACACGGAGAAGACGAAGACGCUCAUCGGAGCACUCAACCUCAUCUCUCGCAACCUUCCGCUUCCCUCAGAUGUCUUUCAAGCCAUUUCUUCCAUCUACAACAACGACGCUGCGUCAGACGGGAUACUCUCGGAUGGCGAGCCAGCGGCGGCGGAAGAGAUCGAUGCUCCCGAUACCUCUCUCCAGGAUGAUUCACUUUACGGGAUCCCCAAUGGAAUUAAUUUAAUUGCACAGUUUGGAGAUGCAUUAGUGGAGCUUCAAGAAAAGCACUUGUCAAGCACAGCCUUAAGGAAAACAAAGGAAAGUCGGUUCCAAAGCUUAAUUCAGCACCGUCUUACCGAACUUGAAGAAUUGCCAUCAAAUCGGGGGGAGGAUUUGCAGAUGAAGUGCUUGCUUGAGCUCUAUGGUCUUAAGUUGGUACAAUUACAGAGAAAGGUGCGCGCUGAUGUUAGUGCAGAGCACUGGUUACAUGAAAAAUGUGCAUAUCCUGAAAGGCAGUUGUUUGACUGGGGAAUGAUGCGUUUGCGACAUCCUUUUAGUAUGUAUGGCAUCGGAGAUACUUAUGCAAUGGAAGUUGAUGAUCGUCAAAGGAAAAAAAGAGAUGCUGAGAGGCUUUCUAGGCUUGAAGAGGAAGAAAAGAAUCGCAUGGAGACCAAAAAGAGGAAAUUUUUUGCAGAAAUACUUAAUGCUGCUCGCGAGUUUCAGUUGCAAGCACAAGCAUCUUUGAAACGAAGAAAACAGAAGAAUGAUGGAGUUCAGGCAUGGCAUGCAAGGCAAAGGCAACGAGCUACUCGGGCAGAAAAGUUGAGGUUUCAGGCAUUAAAAGCAGAUGAUCAAGAGGCAUACAUGAGAUUGGUUGAAGAGAGCAAGAAUGAACGGCUGACGAUGCUUCUUGGAAAAACAAAUGAGCUUCUUGUUUGCCUUGGUGCGGCUGUCCAGAGACAGAAAGAUGCUGAACAUUUUGAUGACCUUGAAGCUUUGAAUGGCUCUGAGUCUGUUGAUCCUUCUUCUCUAUCUAAAACUGAAACUCCGGGUGAAUUAACAUUAGAUGAAGAUAAGGAUAUUGGGGAUAUCGAGUCUGGGACUGAGUUCCAAACAAAUGAUUUUCUUGAAGGACAAAGACAAUAUAAUUUUGCUGUUCAUUCCAUUCAGGAAAAGGUAACUGAGCAGCCAGCUAUGCUUCUGGGUGGAGAAUUAAGAUCUUAUCAGCUGGAAGGGCUUCAAUGGAUGCUUUCUUUAUUUAAUAAUAAUCUAAAUGGUAUCCUUGCUGAUGAGAUGGGUCUUGGUAAGACAAUUCAGACAAUUGCAUUAAUUGCAUAUCUGAUGGAGAAUAAAUGCGUGAAUGGUCCCCACAUGAUCAUCGCUCCAAAAGCUGUAUUGCCAAAUUGGCUAAAUGAAUUUGCUACUUGGGCACCAGGCAUUUCAACUGUUUUAUAUGAUGGAGGGGUGAAUGAAAGAAAGGCGAUGAGGGAAGAGAUAUCUGGGCAAGGAAAGUUUAAUGUUUUGAUCACCCACUAUGACCUUAUAAUGAAAGAUAAAAUAUUUCUGAGGAAGAUUCAUUGGUGCUAUAUGAUAGUUGAUGAAGGACAUCGCUUAAAAAAUCAUGAGUGUGCUCUUGCGCGAACGUUGGCCUCCGGAUUUCAUAUUAGGCGGAGACUGCUUUUGACCGGUACUCCUAUACAGAAUAGUCUUCAAGAACUCUGGUCACUGCUUAAUUUCCUUCUACCCAGCAUCUUUAAUUCAGUACAAAAUUUCGAGGAAUGGUUUAAUGCUCCUUUUGCAGAUAAGUGUGAGGUUAGUCUUACCGAUGAGGAACAGCUUUUGAUUAUUCGACGUUUACAUCAAGUUAUAAGGCCAUUUUUACUUAGAAGAAAGAAGGAUGAGGUUGAAAAGUAUCUUCCGGGGAAGACCCAAGUGAUAUUAAAAUGUGAUAUGUCAGCGUGGCAGAAAGCAUACUAUCAGCAGAUUACUGAUAUUGGAAGGGUAGGGCUAGAAUCUGGGACUGGAAGGUCCAAGGGUCUUCAGAAUUACUCGAUGCAGCUCCGAAAGUGCUGCAAUCAUCCAUUUCUGUUCGUAGAAGAUUACAACAUGUGGCAGCGAGACCAAAUCGUUCGAGCAUCAGGGAAAUUUGAACUCCUAGACAGGCUGCUUCCAAAGCUGAAACGAACGGGCCAUAGAAUCCUACUUUUUUCUCAAAUGACUCGCUUGAUAAACAUCCUCGAGAUCUAUUUGGACAUUUACGGCUACAAGUACCUUAGGCUCGAUGGUUCUACCAAGACCGAAGAACGAGGGGCUAAACUGAAACUAUUUAAUGCGCCCGAUUCCGACUACUUCAUGUUUCUUUUGAGCACUCGAGCCGGAGGUCUUGGAUUAAAUUUGCAGACUGCGGAUACUGUUAUUAUCUUCGACAGUGAUUGGAACCCUCAAAUGGAUCAGCAGGCGGAAGACAGGGCGCAUCGAAUUGGGCAGAAGAAGGAGGUUCGUGUCUUCGUGCUGGUAAGCGUGGGUUCAAUCGAAGAGGUCAUUUUAGAGCGGGCAAAGCAGAAGAUGGGCAUUGAUGCAAAGGUCAUCCAGGCUGGAUUGUUCAACACUACUUCUACAGCUCAGGACAGGCGAGAGAUGCUGGAAGAGAUCAUGCGAAGGGGAACCGAUUCACUCGGCACCGAUGUUCCCAGCGAGAGGGAGAUAAACCGUCUUGCGGCUCGAAACGAAGAGGAGUUCUGGUUAUUUGAAAAAAUGGAUGAAGAACGGAGGCAAAGGGAGAGAUACAAGUGCAGGCUCAUGGAAGAAUUUGAGGUGCCUGAUUGGGUCUAUUUCAAGAACAUCGAAGCCAAAACUAAAGGGCUCGCAGAUGACGAUUCCAAUCAGGCUCUGGGCAAGAGACGACGUCGAGAGGUCGUUUAUGCUGACCCCCUCACCGAUCUCCAGUGGAUGAAAGCCGUAGAGAACGGCGAAGAUGUAUCGAUAUUUUCCACUAGUAAAGGCAGGAGAAGGGAUCAGCUUUCAGAUAUAUACGAGUCGACUACAUCAGACGAAAUGGUUGCGCAGACUUUCUCCGAGCAGAGGAAUGCGAGCAAAUCGAUGGCGAGUGAUGAUAUUAGUGAUGAUAUGUGUAGCAGGACUACGGGAAAGUAUCGAACUUUGUUUCAGACACCGAGCAAGGAGGAACACGAUGGCGACGGCGAAGGUAGCAGCGGGUGGUACGGCAACAUUGUGACGUGGAGGACGCAUAAGAGGAAGCGGUCCAGCCAUGCUUUUUCGACUUCGUCAUCGGAAGCGAAGGGAUCUCAUGGUUUCUAAAUCACUGUAAGAGUAGCCAGAUUCAAAUGUUGGCGGGAAUAGCUUCUUUGUAACAGUUAUAUAAAUGAAACGGUUAGAAAUAAGUAGUGUUCUUUUGAGUUUGGUCAUUUUUCCUGUGUAUAUAAUGUAUAAGAUGUGCUGCUCACCAUUGCUGUAAUGCAUCUAGAGAUUAUUUUGAUCAAUAAGCUCUCUGCGGCCCUUUUGGUUAGAUUUUUAUGAGAAAA